AUGAGCGGCUUCGAUUCUGUGGGAGCGCUGUUGGCAGAUAUCGCGAACCUCGUCGUCGAAGGCCUACGCAUUUUUAGCCUCUCUGACAAGCGGCAUUGGCGGCAGGAUGAGUACGAGCAAGUCAAGGCGUUGGAGGAGGUCCUCAACGAAGCCAAGAAGGACUUUCAAGAGCUCUGCCCUCUUGUCAAUGGACAAGCUCAAUACGAACACGACCGAAAGUACGAAACCAUUCAAGAGCUGAGGCUCCUGCGCGACAAGUUCCGCAGUCAUGUCCAACUUCUUAGAGACUGGAGUCGAUCAGGAGGGCCAAUUAAUCCCGUAUGGAUACGAGAAACACACUCCCUUCAACGAGAGCUGCACCAGGCACAAUGUCGAGCAGCCAGGCGUGUAUUUACCUCGUCACAAGAGUCCACCCAAAGGUGCCUCGGUGCCUUUCUAGUACGACGCGUACAAGCAAGGGUUACAGCGAAUGCGAUGCAACAAUUAUCACAGCACGACUACCAAAAGCGACAGUUGGAGGAAUUUGGGGCGUGCGCCAAGAUUGGCUCGUUUGAUCGAUUCGGAGAAGAAGACGUUGCCUUCAUUUGCGACUUUUGCGACGGCCAUUUGAUAUGGGAGGAUCUCGAAAACCCGCCCACCGAACGAAGCGCUCCGUAUUCAGCGAAACCGCAAGGGUACAGUCAGCAUUGGCAAGCUACAGGCGCAACUGCGUCGGGACCGCAAGAGAAACAGGUGAUAUUCCCACCUCUCGCCAUCGCAAAUCACAUUGCGCCAUUGCAUGGUGAUUGGCAGGCAAAAUUGUUAUGUCCAUUUUGCGAGGAUGAAGCCAGGCAACCGCAGGACGAAGACGAUGAGGAGGACCUAUACAAACCAAAUGAUGAGUUUGAGGAUGUGGCAUCUUUGCAAGAGCACAUGGCGUGGCAGCACGCAGAGGCUGAUCCCAAUGGACACCAGUCCAGUAACUGCCUGGUCAUGUAG
Messenger RNA from Pochonia chlamydosporia 170, 978 nucleotides. RefSeq lists its product as hypothetical. The record is from RefSeq and is a predicted model, not a curated record. The transcript has 2 exons. Bases 1 to 978 code for a protein of 325 amino acids. NCBI's taxonomy places the organism in Eukaryota, Fungi, Ascomycota, Sordariomycetes, Hypocreales, Clavicipitaceae.